AGUUACCAUAACCUCAAAUAUUCUGCGUUUUGCUUUUUCCGCCAAAUGUUUUUCCUCGUGAUUUCCUUGAAAAUUCACAUUGAUUUGCAGUAAUAAUGGAUCCGGGAGUGAUAAAAAGACUCGAUGAGUCAGUUGUGAACAAAAUUGCUGCCGGUGAAGUGAUCCAGCGACCGGCAAAUGCCCUGAAAGAACUCAUUGAAAACUGCCUGGACGCCAAGGCGACUCACAUUGAGGUGACUGUGAAGUGCGGUGGCAUGAAAAUGCUGCAGAUCCUGGACAAUGGAACAGGAAUCCGGAAGGAAGAUUUGGAGAUUGUCUGUGAGAGAUUUACCACGUCCAAAUUGGAGAGGUUUUAUGAUCUCCCGAUGAUAUCUACCUAUGGAUUCCGGGGGGAGGCACUGUCGAGCAUCAGCCAUGUGGCACAUUUGAAGAUCCAGACAAAGACCAGGGAUUCUGUGUGCGCCUACAGGGCGCUUUAUGAAGGAGGGAAGCUGAAAGGAGCUCCUGUGGCUUGUGCUGGGAAUCAGGGAACGGUGAUCACGGUGGAGGAUUUGUUCUACAACAUGCCCCAGCGGAAGAAUACCCUCCGGACGCCAAAUGAUGAGUAUCAACUGAUCUACGGAGUGGUGAGUAAAUAUGCCAUUCACAAUCACAGGGUGGGCUUCCUUCUGAGGAAAUUUGGUGAGAGUGCAGCCAUGAGGACUACACCAAAUGCCUCAGUUCUGGACAAUAUUCGGAUGAUCUAUGGGAAUUCUGUGGCUUCGGAGUUGGUUGAAGUGGAAUUCACGGAUCCGGGAAUGAAAUUCUCCGCCAGGGCUUUUGUGUCCAAUGGGAGUCAUGGAAUGAAGAAGGGGAUCUUUCUGUUGUUCAUUAACAAUCGUUUGGUGGAUUGUGAAUCCCUCCGGACGGCGAUUAAUGAGCUGUAUAGUGUUUUUAUCCCAGGAGGGAGUCAUCCUUUCGUUUAUAUGAGCCUGCAGGUGGAUUCCCUCUCCCUGGACGUCAAUGUCCAUCCCACAAAGCAUGAGGUUCACUUCCUCCAUGAGGACACAAUUAUUCAGAGGAUUGUGCAGAAAAUUGAGGAGAAACUCCUCGAGGGGAAGUCCUCAAAGACUUUUUACACGGAAUCUCGGCUUCCUGGACAAAAUACGCCCUCCAGCAGCUCUAAAAGUAAAUCUUGCAAAUCUUCAAGCUCCAUCGGAUUGACAGAUUCAAAAACUGAGAAGAAAUCCUCCCAGGAAGAGCUCAAGAUCGUCCGGACGGACACCAGAGAAGUCAAGAUAGAAAAGUACCUUUCCACCUCUUUCUCAGCUUCCCAGACAAUCAAAGAUCCGGAAGGAGAAACUCCCAGGAAGAUCACAAAAUUAACCAGCGUCUUGAGUCUCCGGAAGGCUGUGGAGGACAGCUGCAGCAAGCAUCUCCGGAAGAUCAUCAGCGAAUCGAGUUUUGUCGGAUGCGUCGACAAGGAGCAGUUCCUCAUUCAGUGUCAGGAUAAAAUGUUCCUCUGCGACACCAGGAAGCUCAGCAAAGAACUUUUCUACCAAAUCCUUUUGUACGACUUUGAAAACUUCGGAAAAAUCGAAUUAGAAGAGCCACUGAAGCUCGGGGAGCUGGCUCUGCUGGCCCUGGAGAGUGAGGAGAGUGGCUGGACACCCGAGGAUGGGGACAAGGAGGACCUGGUGGAGAGAAUUGUGGAGAUUCUCUGCGACAAAUCACCGAUAAUGAAAGAAUACUACAAACUGUCCAUAAACCGGCAGGAUCGAACCCUAGACACCCUUCCACUCAUCCUAGCCAAUUUUACCCCUCCCCUAAGCCACCUUCCCAUGUUCAUCCUGCGCCUGGCCACGGAAGUUGAGUGGGAGAAUGAAAAAGAAUGCUUCGAGACGCUCAGCAAAGAAAUAGCAAAGUUCUACGCGGAAAUUGAACAUUCCGGACCGGACGACGAAUCCUCAGCAACCCUGGAGCAUGUUCUCUACCCGGCCAUGAAGGAAUACCUCAUCCCACCCGAAAAUUUCGCCUCCAAUAAAGCUUUCCUGGAGGUAGCAGCGCUUCCGGAACUUCACAAAGUUUUUGAGAGAUGCUAGAUACUUUUUAUUCCAACAAAAUACUUUAUUAAAUCUA
Phlebotomus papatasi is the source of this 2118-nucleotide messenger RNA. RefSeq names its product DNA mismatch repair protein Mlh1 (gene Mlh1). Gene Ontology annotation, cellular component: MutLalpha complex. NCBI's taxonomy places the organism in Eukaryota, Metazoa, Arthropoda, Insecta, Diptera, Psychodidae. The coding region runs from base 96 to 2081 and encodes 661 amino acids. Gene Ontology annotation, biological process: mismatch repair. The transcript has 3 exons. The record is from RefSeq and is a predicted model, not a curated record. Gene Ontology annotation, molecular function: ATP binding; mismatched DNA binding; ATP-dependent DNA damage sensor activity.